AUGAGGUUUUUAUUCUUGGCCCUGGCCAUACUGGCGGCCACCGAAGCUCAUAGGGUAUAUGAUCAUCCCAGUUUACCCAGGCAAAGAAAUUUGAAAGUUGCUGAUGAGGAGAAGACAACAGAGUUUUGGAUGAAUAAGGCUCAGCAUAUAUUGGCUCACAAGUUACAAAAUCUCAAUGAAUUGAAUACUCGCAAAGCCAAGAAUGUGAUUUUAUUUAUGGGCGAUGGCAUGUCGGUCCACACCAUAACCGCUGUUCGCAAUUUUAUGGGAGACAGCAGCAAGCAGGUGUCUUUCGAGAAAUUUCCCUAUACAGGACUUUCACGAACAUAUGCAGUGGAUAAAAGAACUCCCGAUUCUGCCAAUACAGCAACGGCUUAUUUGAAUGGUGUUAAGGGCAAUUAUGGCACCAUAGGAGUGAAUGCUCAAGUGCGGGAAGGUGAUUGCUUUAAGGGCAAUGACACUUCGACCCACACGGAAAGCAUAGCCAAAUGGGCUCAGGAUGCUGGAAAAUGGGCAGGCUUGGUGACCACAGCCAGAGUUACACAUGCCUCCCCAGCAGGAGUUUAUGCUCAUACCGCUUUUCGUGAAUGGGAAUAUGAUGCAGCGGUUACUUAUGAUGGCUGCAGUCCGGAUAUUAAUGUGGAUAUUGCCCGCCAAUUGGUGGAAUGGCCAGUGGGCAAGGAACUAAGAGUGGUGCUAGGCGGAGGUCGCCAGAAUUUCCGUGAUCAGUCUGUGAAUGAUGAAGAAGGUUCGCCUGGCUAUCGCUCUGACAAAAGAGAUCUUAUACGUGAGUGGUUGGACACCAAGGCCAAAGAAAAUAAGACUGCCCACUAUGUGUGGUCCAAAAAAGGUUUGGAAAUGUUGGACUUGGAUAAAAGUGAAUAUCUUUUGGGUUUAUUUAGCCCCUCACAUUGUCCCUACCAUGGCGAGCUGGAGAGAAAACAUUUACAAGAUGCAGAUCCUUCUCUCAGCACCAUGACAGAGGCUGCCAUUAAAAUGCUUAGCAAAAGUGAAAAUGGUUACUUUUUGUUUGUUGAAGGAGCGCUCAUAGAUAUGGCGCAUCAUGAAUCACAGGCACAUAUGGCCUUGGAGGAUACCGCAGAAUUUGCCAGGGCGGUAGAAUUGGCACGCAAUAUGACCAGUGAAGAGGAUACCUUGAUUGUGGUGACUUCGGAUCAUUCACACACCAUGACCAUAAAUGGUUAUCCUAAUCGCAAUGCCAACAUUUUCAAAUUAGCUCCUGAAAUGGCUGAUGAUGGCUUGCCUUAUAACGUCUUAUCCUAUGCCAAUGGUCCAGGCUACGCCAACACCUUCUCCUCCACAGAAGGUCGCAGAAAUUUAGCUUUAGAUAAUUAUAUGGAUCCUGAGUACAGAUUUAUGGCCACCACACCCAUGGAAUAUGAGACACAUGGUGCUGAUGAUGUUGGCGUAUUUGCUUCGGGUCCUUAUGCCCACUAUUUCACGGGCAACUAUGAGCAGAGUAAUAUACCUGCCUUAAUGGCCCAUAUUGCCGAUAUUGGUCCAUUCGCCGAUGAUAAGCUGUGA
Messenger RNA from Stomoxys calcitrans (stable fly), 1545 nucleotides. RefSeq names its product alkaline phosphatase. Gene Ontology annotation, molecular function: alkaline phosphatase activity. Bases 1 to 1545 code for a protein of 514 amino acids. The record is from RefSeq and is a predicted model, not a curated record. The transcript is spliced from 2 exons. Lineage: Eukaryota; Metazoa; Arthropoda; Insecta; Diptera; Muscidae. Gene Ontology annotation, biological process: dephosphorylation.